AUGGCGUUCUCAUUCGGGACACCCGCCGCACCAGCUGCUGGCACCUCGGGCACAUCUGGUGGCUUCUCCUUCGGCACGACCCCGGCACAACAGCAGCAGCAGCAGCAGAAGCCUGCGACGGGUGGAUUCUCAUUCGGCACACCCGCUUCACAACCCGCCGCAGCACCAGCUGCCCCGGCGGCGACGGGAGGGCUCUUUGGCGGCUUUGGCAGCUCUCAACCCGCUGCAUCGGCUGCUCCCGCUGCGCAAGCACCCGCAGCCUCGACAGGCGGACUCUUCUCGUUCGGUGCCAAGCCGACGACCACUGCUGCGCCGGCUUCCACCACAGGCGGCCUCUUUGGCAACACCACAACCACCACACAGCCCGCAUCGUCAGGCUUUUCCUUCGGCGCACCCGCCACCACACAGUCCCAACCUGCGCAACCCUCCACAUCCCUCUUCGGCGCCCCCGCCUCGUCCUUCGCCACGACCUCUGCGCAGCAACCCCUCACACAAACCUCACUUCCACAACCCGCGCAGCCCUCGCAACCGGACAAAAAGCUCGGCGCAUCCCUUUGUGCAUCGAUCGAAUCCAUCCGCGCAGCAUACGACACGUCCAACGCGGCCCACUGUCGAUUCGUCUACUACUUCUACAACAAUGCGGGCAGUGCGUCGAAUCUGAAACUCGUCUCUGGUCGGCGGGCCGAUGCUGUUGGUCCUACGCACGAUGCCUUGUGGGCAGCAGCGGUGCGAGAGAACCCCGAUCCGAACCGACUCUACCCUGUGCUAGCGCUUGGGUUCGGGGAUUUGAAGAAACGUAUUGAGUCGCAGGAGAAGGAGGCGGCGCGUCAACGGGCGUUGCUCGCCCAGCUCUCGACGCGGUUGGCCGCACUGGAAAGCAAACAUUCGUUGAGCAACAGUGUGCGGGCGCAGGCGGCUCAAGCCAGGCAGGCGCAGUUGCACCAUCGGUUAGUGGGGUUGGUGGGCAAGGUGCAGUUGCUGGUGCCUGCGUUGCGGGGGAAAAGCGUGGGGCCGGAGGAGGAGAGACUGAUUGCGAUCCUCGAGUCGUGUCAGGCCGAGAUUACGGGUGCUGUUGGCGGAACGGGCAGAGUGAAUGGGAAUGGCACACGGGAGAGUGGUGCGAAUAGCGCUAGACUCCGGGCGAGGAUCAACGAGCUUUGGGCCCAACUCGGCGUGAUUCGCGCCAAGAGGGAGAUGAUGGCGCGCGAAGGGAGGAGUGCCACCACAGAAUGGGCGGUCGUCGACCAGAGCGGGUUGGAGAACGUCACAAAGAUCCUGGCGCAACAGCAACAGGGGUUGAACCACCUCAGUACCACGUUGGAGACGGACACCAAGACGAUGGAGACCAUCACGAAUGGCUUGUCCGGCGUCAAGCUCGUUGGAGUUUCACGGUAG
This is a messenger RNA of Kalmanozyma brasiliensis GHG001, 1395 nucleotides long. RefSeq names its product Nucleoporin FG repeat. The record is from RefSeq and is a predicted model, not a curated record. Gene Ontology annotation, biological process: nuclear pore organization; NLS-bearing protein import into nucleus; protein localization to nuclear inner membrane. Bases 1 to 1395 code for a protein of 464 amino acids. Gene Ontology annotation, cellular component: nuclear pore central transport channel; nuclear pore. The transcript has a single exon. NCBI's taxonomy places the organism in Eukaryota, Fungi, Basidiomycota, Ustilaginomycetes, Ustilaginales. Gene Ontology annotation, molecular function: structural constituent of nuclear pore.